AUGCAAACUAUCAAAUGUGUCGUAGUCGGUGAUGGUGCUGUUGGAAAAACCUGUCUCUUGAUCUCAUACACCACCAACAAAUUCCCCUCCGAAUAUGUCCCUACCGUAUUCGACAACUACGCCGUAACAGUGAUGAUCGGUGAUGAUCCAUACACAUUAGGUCUAUUCGAUACAGCCGGUCAAGAAGAUUACGAUCGACUGAGACCUUUAUCAUACCCUCAAACGGAUGUCUUCUUAGUUUGUUUCUCCGUCACCUCGCCUGCAUCAUUCGAAAACGUCAAAGAGAAAUGGUUCCCAGAGGUACAUCACCAUUGUCCCGGUGUACCCUGUUUGAUCGUCGGUACUCAAGUUGAUUUAAGGGAAGAUUCGAAUCAUUUAGAAAAGUUGCAAAGACAAAAGCAAAGACCAAUCACCACUGAGCAAGGAGAGAGAUUGGCAAGGGAAUUGGGUGCAGUGAAAUAUGUGGAAUGCUCGGCGCUGACUCAAAGAGGUUUAAAGAAUGUUUUCGAUGAGGCAAUCGUCGCAGCUUUAGAACCACCCGUCACAAAGAAGAACAAGAAAUGUGUGAUAUUAUAA
This is a messenger RNA of Kwoniella botswanensis, 576 nucleotides long. Its product is annotated as cell division control protein 42. Gene Ontology annotation, biological process: Cdc42 protein signal transduction; establishment or maintenance of cell polarity; endocytosis. The record is from RefSeq and is a predicted model, not a curated record. The transcript has 4 exons. Bases 1 to 576 code for a protein of 191 amino acids. NCBI's taxonomy places the organism in Eukaryota, Fungi, Basidiomycota, Tremellomycetes, Tremellales, Cryptococcaceae. Gene Ontology annotation, molecular function: GTP binding; GTPase activity; protein kinase binding.